AUUCCAACCAACCAAAACCCGUAUUAGGCAGACUUUUCUAUUUGUUUAUUAAAUAAUACGAUUUAUUAAUGUAUAAUAAAUAAUAAGCUUACUCUUCUUUUGGUAUUAAUAAUAAUAUUAAUCUCCAGCUUAUCUUAGCCGUUGAUUUUGCAUACUUUGAAAAUUGAACUCUUUCCUCCACCGAAUCCCACACUCUCUCUCUCUCUCUCUCUCUCUCACUAAAUCAGUCACACAGACCUUUCUCUCUCUAUCUUUCUCUCCCCCACUGGCAGAAGCAAACCAUGCUUUCCCCAACUCCACUCUCUCUCAUUUGUGCUCUUCUUCUUUGCUUGCCCUUAGCUGUAGUUUUUACCAUAACUAGCCCCGCCGCUACCGGAACCACCGCCACCACCAUUCCCCGUGAUCUCUCUAAAACCCAACAAGAAUCUAUAUUCCCACCCCCUUUCUCAGGUGCCAAACGUCAUCAAAAGAUCGAUAUCAAAUCAAUCUCCAGCCCCCCACCACCGCAGACUCCGCCACCUCCGCCGCCCAAGGACGAUGAGUUGCUCUUCCGUCUCGCCUCCCGAGUUAACUCGAGACCCUUGCCUCGUAAGGCGCCGAAGAAGUUGGCUUUUCUGUUCCUCACUACCACUCCACUCCCAUUUGCCCCGCUUUGGGAGCUCUACUUCAACCAAACCCCCAAAAACCUCUUCAAUAUCUACAUCCACGCCGACCCAACCCAUCCAUACUACCCGCCGUUCUCUGGAGUGUUCGCUCGCCGCGUCAUUCAUUCUAAACCCUCCGAACGACUAACGCCGUCACUGACCUUGGCGGCGCGACGGUUGUUAGCUCACGCGCUGCUCGCCGAUCCGUCGAACGCCAUGUUCGCGCUGCUCUCACCCUCAUGCGUUCCCCUACACUCGUUCAACUUCACAUACAGGACCCUGACCCGGUCCAAGAAGAGCUUCAUCGAGAUUCUGGAGCACGAACCGUGGAGUUACGACAGGUGGGCGGCGCGUGGACCGGAGGCGAUGCUUCCAGAAGUGAGAUUGGAGGAUUUUCGGAUCGGGUCCCAGUUCUGGGUCUUGACACGUAAGCACGCGAGGCUAAUCGUCAGAGAUCGCAGGCUUUGGUCCAAAUUCAGCUUGCCGUGCGUGAGAUUAGACACGUGCUAUCCCGAAGAGAAUUACUUUCCUACCCUCCUUAGCAUGCGUGACCCCCGGGGGUGCGUACCUGCCACGCUCACGCACGUGGACUGGGAUGGCAGAACGGACGGCCACCCUCGCACGUACGAGGCCUCCGAAGUGGGCCCCGAGUUAAUCCAGACGCUUAGAAGUGACCUGCCCAGGUACGGAGACGCGGAAAUCAACGGCACAGAUUCUUCGCUAACCAAAAGGCGUGAUCAAAGACGCGACCCCUUUUUGUUCGCGAGAAAAUUCUCACCGGACGCCGUCGAGCCGUUGAUGAGUAUCGCCCGUGACGUCAUUUUCACCGUUUAGUAAAUAGUUGUGCAGAAAAUGGCAUUGUUGUAAAUUUGUUGUAACUUUACGGAUAGAUUUAUAAAAAGGGAAGCCGGGACAAUUCCGGUAUUUUUUCGUGUUCUCUCUUCUUUUUUUUUCUUUUUUUUUGGGGGGAGGGAUUUGGAGGGAGUAAAAGUAAAAUUGUACGUCUUACACACUGAGUCAACUCGCUAUGCUCUUAUCAGCAUUUGGGCCUCUUUUCGAGAUUUUUUUUUUUCUUCAAGUGGGGGAUGAGCUACGGUAAAGUGUAAAUGCUUGUUGGGCUAUGAGUCUCUAUAUGAGAAAACUCUAGAAAAAUGUAGACAUUUAACCAUUUUUCUAAAGAAUUUGCUUUAUGGGAUUUUGGCAAGUUUUUCUUGUAUUCCAAAUAAAAACUUCUU
This is a messenger RNA of Humulus lupulus (European hop), 1879 nucleotides long. Its product is annotated as glycosyltransferase BC10. Gene Ontology annotation, cellular component: membrane. The transcript has a single exon. NCBI's taxonomy places the organism in Eukaryota, Viridiplantae, Streptophyta, Magnoliopsida, Rosales, Cannabaceae. The record is from RefSeq and is a predicted model, not a curated record. Bases 282 to 1478 code for a protein of 398 amino acids. Gene Ontology annotation, molecular function: glycosyltransferase activity.